AACAUUUAUUUUAAACAAUUAAAAAAUAAAAAUUAUUAUUAUUUUCUAUUUUUAAGUUUCUCUAUUUUCAAAAUGUGCAGAAUCUUAUGCAACAUAUUGAACAUAUCAAAUUGAUAAAAGACAAUCAACGAAAGAUCGGUUGAUGUCUAAAUAAUUGAAACUUAGGUUAAUUAGGCCUGAGAUGAACGAUAAAAGAUAUAUAAUGAAAAAUAGAAUGGAAGAAUUGUUAGCAAGUCUAAAUCUGGGUGAGCGUGGGGAGCUGGAGAUUGAUCCACUCGGGGUUUAUAAGGGUGGAAGAAACGAGAAAGGUGAAAGACAUGGUGAUGGAAAGACUCUAUUACCGAACGGUGAUAUGUAUGUUGGACAAUAUCAUAACGGGGUUAGGCAUGGCAAAGGUAUUUAUGUAUUCAAAAAUGGUGCCCGAUAUAGCGGCAGUUGGAGAGAUGGACAAAAAUAUGAUCAGGGGAUCUUUUGGUACCCUGACGGAACGCGAUACGAAGGUACGAAAAAAUACUAUAGAGAAUUUUUUCUUAGAAUUUCCUUUUUUCUUAGAAUCCUUAAAAUCAUAGUAAUCAUGGUAAUCAUUGAAUAAUCAUAGAAUUACAUAAAUUUUA
Molecule: messenger RNA, 614 nt
Organism: Monomorium pharaonis (pharaoh ant)
Lineage: Eukaryota; Metazoa; Arthropoda; Insecta; Hymenoptera; Formicidae
Product: radial spoke head 1 homolog
Exons: 2
Coding region: 182-592 (136 amino acids)
Source: RefSeq, a predicted model, not a curated record